CUCCCACAAUCACAUAAACAUCUAUAACCAAAACCCACUCCACAUAAACAAUGAAUCCAUCUCUCACCCUUCCCAUUUUCCUUUCCAUCCUCCUCUUCGCCGGCGCCUCUUAUGCCGCCAUCAUCGACGUCCUAAACAACUGCCCAUACACCGUCUGGGCGGCGGCGGUGCCCGGAGGUGGCCGCCGCCUCGACCAGGGCCAGACCUGGCAAAUCAAUGCCCCCUCCGGCACAACCGGCGCUCGCGUUUGGCCCCGAACAGGCUGCAACUUCGAUGGCUCCGGCAGGGGCAAUUGCCAAACGGGGGAUUGCAACGGGCUGCUGGAGUGCCCCGGCCCCGGCUACGGCGUGCCACCCAACACGCUGGCAGAGUACGCCCUAAACCAGUUCAGCAACCUGGACUUCUUCGACAUAUCGCUGGUGGACGGGUUCAACGUGCCCAUGGAGUUUAGCCCGACUUCGAACGGGUGCACCCGCGGCAUCAAGUGCACGGCGGACAUCGUGGGGCAGUGCCCGAACGAGCUGAAGGCCCCGGGCGGCUGCAACAACCCCUGCACCGUUUUCAAGACGGACCAGUACUGCUGCAACUCCGGCCCCUGCGAGCCCACCGAUUAUUCCAAGUUCUUCAAGCAAAGGUGCCCCGAUGCUUACAGUUACCCUAAAGAUGACAACACCAGCACCUUUACUUGCCCUACUGGAGCCAACUAUAAGGUUGUCUUUUGCCCUUAAAAGUGUUCUCUAUAUAUGAAUAUUGAACGUGUAUAGAUUGCAUAAGAGGGUUUGGAUCCAUAUCCUUUGAUGAGAUGGGAUUCAAAGCUAUAUAUAUAUAUAUAUAUAUGUGUGUGUGUGUGUGUGUGUGUAAGAAUAAGGUGUAGCUGCACAGCUACCUGGCUGUGCUGUGCUCAUGUUCUCUGCAACCCAGCAUUGAGAUAAACCUAAUGGGACAAGAGUUUGUAGUC
Diospyros lotus (date-plum) is the source of this 958-nucleotide messenger RNA. Its product is annotated as thaumatin-like protein. Gene Ontology annotation, cellular component: extracellular region. The transcript has 2 exons. NCBI's taxonomy places the organism in Eukaryota, Viridiplantae, Streptophyta, Magnoliopsida, Ericales, Ebenaceae. The record is from RefSeq and is a predicted model, not a curated record. Bases 51 to 728 code for a protein of 225 amino acids. Gene Ontology annotation, biological process: defense response.